Molecule: messenger RNA, 3829 nt
Organism: Pecten maximus
Lineage: Eukaryota; Metazoa; Mollusca; Bivalvia; Pectinida; Pectinidae
Product: succinyl-CoA:3-ketoacid coenzyme A transferase 1, mitochondrial-like
Exons: 14
Coding region: 9-1583 (524 amino acids)
Biological process (GO): ketone body catabolic process
Cellular component (GO): mitochondrion
Molecular function (GO): succinyl-CoA:3-oxo-acid CoA-transferase activity
Source: RefSeq, a predicted model, not a curated record
CUCUCACCAUGGCAGCCAGUUUGCUAAGGUCACUUGUGUCUCCGAUAAAAGUCUGCGGGCGUCAGGCAGGGGUCGUGUUUCCAGCAAUUAAGAUAAAUGGAAGAAGGGAUUUCAGUACAUCACAAAGGAGGAGUGCUGUAUUCUGUGCUAAUGCAGCAGAAGCAGUUAAAGACAUUAGUGAUGGCUCAAAACUGCUGGUGGGAGGAUUUGGGUUAUGUGGCAUCCCAGAGAAUCUCAUUGCUGCUAUACUGGACACAAAGGUGAAGGACCUGACCGUGGUCAGCAACAAUGCCGGCGUGGAUGAUUUUGGCCUUGGACUUCUGCUAAAGCAGGGACAGAUCCGUAGAAUGAUAUCAUCGUAUGUGGGUGAGAAUGCUGAGUUUGAGAGACAGUACUUAUCUGGAGAACUUGAAGUGGAGCUCACACCACAGGGAACUCUAGCUGAGAGGAUACGAGCCGGAGGGGCAGGCAUCCCCGCCUUCUUUACUCCAACUGGCUAUGGUACAUUGAUAGAGAUGGGCGGGGCUCCCAUCAAAUACGGCGGCGAGGGCGAUGUUGCUUUGGCCAGUAGCUCGAGGGAGGUGCGAGACUUUGCUGGAAUUCCACAUAUAUUGGAGAAGGCUAUUACUGGAGACUUUGCCCUGAUCAAGGCAUGGAAAGCUGAUAAGGCUGGCAAUCUCACCUUUAGGAAGACCGCUCGUAACUUUAACCCACCGAUGUGUAAGGCUGGGAAGGUGACCAUUGCUGAGGUAGAGGAGAUUGUGGAGGUGGGAGAAAUCCCAGCUGAGGAUGUCCAUGUACCUCAUGUCUACGUCCAGCGAGUCAUUAAAGGUCCCAGCUACGAAAAGAGAAUAGAGCGAUUACGUCUGACCAAACCAAAGAGUGCUAACUUUGAGAAGCGCCCGGCUGAUAUCAUCAGAGAGAGAAUUGUUAGGAGGGCUGCCCUGGAGUUCAAGGAUGGAAUGUAUGCAAAUCUUGGUAUUGGUAUGCCCAUGUUGGCGAGUAAUUACAUAAAGGGUAUUACAGUACAUCUACAGAGCGAGAACGGCAUUCUGGGACUGGGAGCGUUUCCCACAGAGGACCAGGUGGAUCCAGACUUGAUCAAUGCUGGGAAAGAAACUGUCACUAGUAUCCCUGGUAGUUCCUACUUCUCCAGUGAUGAGUCGUUUGCCAUGAUUCGAGGUGGCCACAUUGAUAUCACUAUCCUGGGGGCCAUGCAGGUAUCACAAUAUGGAGAUCUGGCCAACUGGAUGAUUCCGGGUAAGAUGGUGAAGGGGAUGGGAGGAGCCAUGGACUUGGUAUCCAGUAAGGACACAAAGGUCAUUGUUACCAUGGAGCACACUGCCAAGGGAGGAAAACACAAGAUUCUCAAUGACUGUACCUUACCUCUGACUGGGAAGGGGUGUGUCAACACUAUUAUCACAGAAAUGGGUGUGUUUGAGGUAGACCCAGAAGAAGGACUGACCUUGACAGAGAAAGCUGAGGAUGUACUUUUGGAGGAUGUGGUAGAAUUUACCGGUGCUGAUUUUAAGGUUGCUUCAGAAUUAAAGACUAUGGGACAGAUAGCGGAACCUGAGGUGUGAAGGAAGCUGUGAUAUUUUAUAUUGGAGAGUCAUUGUGUAAACUUCGUGUCACUUCCAAUGUUUUUUUCAGUGUACAUUUGGGCACAGAAUGUGUGUGAAAAUAUCACUUAACUUGGAUGUCAUACAGAUGUUUGAAAGUAUCACUUAACUUAGAUGACGUUACACAGAUUUGUGAAAGUAUCACUAAACUCGGAUGUCAAACAGAUGUUUGAAAGAAUAACUUAUUUCGGAUGCCAUCCAUUAUUAUCUUACGUUUUGCUUUGUUUUUAUGUAGUCAGAAACUUAUAUAUCAUUAUUGCAAAUACACAUGGAAAUGUGGGAAACACUGUGGACUUUUAAAGAAAUAUUUUACAUUUCGGAAAACAACAUUUCGAAGUUUGUCUCAAACACAAUAGUAUUAUAUAAUUAAAGAAUUUGUUCUUUUUUAUUUGACACUAAAUAUGUAAUUGAUAUGAAUAACCUUGUACACAAUAUAGGUCAACUUACAUGUGCUAUGAACCUUGGUGUGGGAAUCAUUUACUUCUGAUGAAUAAUGCUGGAACAUUCCGAAACAACAACUAUUACAAAGUUUCCAGUUAGAUCUGUUGUAUGUAACAUUUAUAUUGUUAAGUACAAUGUAUGCCUGCUAUAUACUUUCAACCUAUGUAGUAUUUAAGUUGUUUUUCACAUGUUUACUUGUUUAAAGAUUAUCUAUCAAUUUUGGUGAUAAAUAUACCAAAGAUAUAGAUAUAGAGUCUUCGAGAAUCGUAGGUUGCAGUUAUUUGGUAGUAUGAUGAUGAAAAAUGAUAUCAAAUUCACUGUACCUGUGUGAUAUCGCUAUCGAUGAAGGUCUACUUACACUUAAUAUAAUGCUCACUAGUGCUGGAAGCUAGAAGUUAUCUUGUAAAUGGUUUGUCGAUAAGUUUUAUCACAUAACUGGCCUGGUUACUAUGUGGUAUGACCAUAUCAUAAUUAUCAUGAGAUGUGUACUAAUAACACAAUUUUAAUUGUCUCUGUAGAGAAAAACAUAAUGUCCAAGUCGAAAUUCACAUUGGAUAUAAAUCAUGUGAGUAACAGAAUCUUACACUCAUGGCUAUGUAAUAUGGAAUUCAUUCAACGACCCAUUCUGUGGAACUUGAAUUUAACUCAAUUUUACUGUGAAAUUUUUGGGUUUUGUUUGUAUUUGUUUCAUGUACAUGUAUAUAGAACUCGAUUUGUCAGUAAAAUCGUGGAUAAUAAAUCCUGACAUCUUUUGCCUGGGAAUUUGCUUUUUUAUCUGAAACCCAUGGUUUUCUUUAUUAAGUUAAUGUGGUAUUUUCAUGAGAACACUUAGGAAGGUUUGUAGAUAACAUAUCAAUAUUUCUCUUUGCAUUCUAUUACUGGCAUCAAAUAGGAAAGUUUUGCUUUUAAUUUUGCCAAUUCUUUCUCUUGGAAGAUCCAAUAAAUUCAAGACACAUGAAAAAAUACAUUGGACAAAUUUAGAUAAAAUAAUUUCUGUCUAAAGGCUAAAAAGCAAAAACUUGUUUAUUUAUUAUUAUUACCAGUGUAAAACCUCCUCGCAAUAAUCAUAUGAGGAGACAGUGUUAGUAAUCAAUGUAACAUAAUGUACAUCAUUAUUGUGUGGAUCAUGCUAAUUGUGAAGAUUGUUUUCUGAGGUAAAUGAUACCAGCACUUUUAUAUUAUUUGUUAGUUUAAGAUGUUUACCGCCUACAUGACUCGGCCUAUUGCUUUGUUUUAUAUUACUUAAAUCAUGUAGCUCUGUUGCGUUGUAUGGAAGUUUUGUGUGAUUUGUAUUUUGUGUAAACAUGUGUAUAUAUGUGUGUGGAGUUGCCAUUGGUUUUAUGUGUGGAAUAUUAAAUAAUAGAAUUCAAAGAAUACUUUAUAUAUAAAAAGACAUGUUUACAAAGCAUCCCAAGGGACGGAAUAAACUGGUUUAAUGUAGAUGUGGACAAAUUGGUUAUAGAGUUUGAUGGAUUCAGCCAAUUGUUAGAGAACUUGACAUGUGUUUGUUAUAAGGAAGAAUUCUCAGUAUGUGUCUUCAUUUUGAAUGUGUUUUUAUAUAGAGGGGAUCUUAUAUAUACUUGUAUAUAUAAGUAUAUACAAGCUUAGGUGAUCAUUCAUGUGUACAUAGUUUCUACACACUUUAUGCGUAAUCAGAUGAAUGUUUGUACACACCAUCAUGCAUAUUCAGAGUGAGAGUUUCUACACACCUUCAUGUGUAAUCAGAGUGAGAUGUAUCAAAAAUAAACUUGUGUAUUUUCAAAUUU